AUUUUGAAUAACUAGCAUAUUUUAAAACAUAUUAAAAUAUGAAGAGUUUGAAAACACCUACGUAGUAAAACGUGACGGUAACACGUGCUUGUUGAAGAUUGAACACAGAUUGAAUGGACUAAUCAGGGAAACGAUAAUAGUAAGGUUUUUCUUACUUUUCUAUUAUGUGUGAACUGCUGUAAGAAGACCACAAAAUAUAGCUGACCUACAGGAAAAACUUAUUAAGUAUAGUGCAGUAGCAGUAGCAACAAGGUGACGUAAUUUACAAUUCAAAACAGGACUGCUCCAUGUGGGACAAGUAGAGACAAGGAUCUCUUGUGUCAGGAGUGGAGGACGAAUUUAGAAUGCCAACAAUUAGCAGAGAGGUUUUAGUUAACCUCAUUUCAAACACAAGGGCCCUGAACAUUUUUAACACAAUUACAGGGAUUGUGAGUUUUUUUACUUAUAAACCGCUAUAGGGAAGUUAAUUUUCGUAAUUGUUUAUGAAACAACUCGAACGUCUUGAUCUCAUGAUGUUGUCGCCCACAGAAUUGUGAGAGAUCUCAUCAAUCAAAAUUAGAGAGACAGAACAACAUGGUAUGAAGGGUAUUGAUUGUUUAUGAUCAAGUUAAGGCAAAAUUUAAAUCAGAUCUAUCAGCCACAAUCAUUUAAUAAUGUCCUAUGUUCUACCUCUCUCAGCAGUGGGUUUUCAAAGUCUUGUUACUUUUUGUUAAAAAAACAGUUUGUUUUCCUUCAUACCAAAGUUUAUCAAGAAAAGAAGUUUUAAAAAUUGAAUAACAAAAAUAAUGUCACUUAGAUUUUACCAAAUUUAGUUCUUUUUAUAGGUUGUAAUGCCUAUCUAAUUUUUCAGAAAGUUACUAUACUCUAUAAAUUGUCUAUUUAUAUUAUACUCGCAACUUAGUAUCAAGUAUGUACUAAAGAUAUAAAAUGUACAUUUGCAUAUAACUUGAAAUAUAAAAUCCAUACUCUUGUCUGUUUUUUGGUUCUUAAUAUUUAAUCAAUAUUCAUCUUUGAUCUUACUACGGUUGCAUGUAAAAUUACUGUUUUUGACUAAACAUAAACUUUCCAAAAUGUGAUGUUUGUUGUCAUAAUAAUUAAUUUCGUCCCCAACUUACGUCUCGUGAUGAUAAAACGAUUUUAUUUCUCCAACGUAUUUCCUCCUUCACCUACCUAACUUGUGGCACGUCUGUCGGGGCAUUGUAGGAGUGGUAGUCUCAUUCCGUACGAACUAACAUCAACUGACAACGAAAAUGAGUGCUGUGCAUAUAGUAGUGUGAGUCGAGUCGAGACAUGUUGGGUGGGGGAGAAGUGAAGGUGGCGACUGUGGAGGCGGUGGAGUCGGUGGACAAUAUGGCAACACUUCCUGUCUCCCGCGCUCACGGAGGCAGUGACAUCACGCCCGAGAAGAACAACUUCACCAACAAGGAGAUGGAGGCCAAGAAACGACCAGUGGGUGCUGUUCCAAUGCAGCCGAAAAGAACGUCCUUGUUCAUCGUCUUGAGCUUCAUCUAUGCAAAAUUGCUGGUUGUCGUCUGCAUCGCCUUUGUCGUCUCCGAGGUUGUCACUCAUAGUCUUCCCAUACCGUACUAUGAGGGUUUCUUCACGUAUCUUUACGGCGUCAGCAUCCUCUUCCUGCUGUAUGUGUUCUGCUUUCUGCUACAAGAGAGCACAUGCUGUCAGGCAACGGAACCCAAGCCCAAGAAACCCAAGAAGGAGAAAGAAAAGGAAAAAGAAAACAAAAAGAACAAAAAGAAGGAAGCUGCUGAUAAGAAGAAAGAGAAGGAGGAAAGUGCAAAAGGAGGAGGAGGAGGAGAACCGCAACCUCCGCCGGCUCAGCAAGGGAAGCGAAACAGUAGAUCAAAUAUUUUCCAGAACGAGGUGUACCCACGUAAAAUGAAGGACUUGAUGCGUAGCAAAAAUGCACUUGUCGAUGACAUAGAGUCUAACCCAAAUUCGAAUUCUGGAAGCAAAUCUGAGCUGGUGGGAGGAAUGAUGGGAACGCUGCGCAAGGGCAAGUCAGGGGCUGACAGUCCCACCCAGGAGAAGCUGACAGACUCUGCUGACGUCGAGAGCUGUCCUGUACCCAUGCCGCACCCUGGUCGCAAGCGCAAGACCUCCCAGAACACCCACAGCCAUGGUAGCUUCUUCCUUCGGGUCGGUGCCAUAGCCUUUGGGCUUGCCACAAUGAUCUACAAUGGGCUGGAAUUUGGUGAAUUCUUCGAGAUUCCUUUCACAUCCCCCUGCUACCAGGUACUGAGAGGAGUCAACCCUCUGCUGCAGAUGAUGUUCACAUUCAUGCAGAUGUACUUCAUCUUCAUGAACUCGAGACUGAACAUCCAUCGCUUCAAGGUGAUAGCGAGGUUCGGUCUGAUGCACAUCGUGGCCACAAACCUCUGUGUGUGGAUACGCACGCUGGUACUGGAGAGUCUUAAGGAGAUCACUGGAUAUCUGCAGAAGCGCAACUCCACCGUUGCCCUUACAACUCCGACCUCUUCUGUUGUGCGCAAUCUCAACAAUGACUUUGCCAUUUUAGAGAGUCUUCGAGUGCCAACCGUUCACCCGACACCUAUAACGACAGCGACCGCCUCCGCUAUUAAGUCCACCGCUCAAGUGAUAGCUUAUACGGCCAAGAACCUGCUCCAUCAGACGACUACUGCUGCUGCCACCACGUUCUUGCCCACCACUUCGACCACCACAAUGCUGCCAACCACCACCCCAACGACGACAACCACCACCACCACAACCCUUCCCCCAUUCACUGAUCCCACCACCACAACGACAACCACCACUGAAAUGCCGUUCUUCGACAUCAUCAAGAAAAAUUUAACGGCUUUCGCCACAGAGCCGCCAGUGUUCUGGGACGAGUUUGCCGAGUCUCCGCUCGCACCCGCUGCCCUGGUGAGUGCCAAUCGCACCCCCAUUGACCCCCAGACCUGCGGACGGGUCAACAUCAUGGGUAGCAUCGUUCAGGACUCUGCCCCCUACCUCUUCCCCUUCAUCAUUGAAUACAGCCUCAUCGGAGCUGCCGUCAUCUACGUGAUGUGGCGUCACAUCGGCCGUCACGCCAGUUACUAUGGUCCUCGUGAAGAAGAAAAUGAACUCCUCAUAGAUGCUAAUGUAACUUGCCAAAAAGUUAUUCAACGGUACCAGGGAGAGGAGGACUUGGAGCAGAGGCUGGAGGUGAUCUUGUCACGCCGGGCUGUCGCGUUGGCGCACGCUAACGCUGGCCGUGUGGACUGUGUGGGAGCCAGCAAGGGGCUUUUCUUCGGCUUGCUACUGCUCGUUGGUUCACUCAUUUGCCUCAUCCUGUUCUUUGUGUUGGUCCACCACCCCCAGCUGGGGCUGCUGGCCAUCUACUUGGCGGACGUCUCUCACUGUGCUCUCAUGGGCCUGAGCAUCAUAGCCAUCAUCAUCGGAUUCAUCAGAGUUCAAGGACUCAAGUUCCAAGGCGAGGAGCAAAGUGACUUGAACGAUAUCUUGCAGCGAGUUUCAGCAUUCGGCCUGUUUGUGUAUGCAGUGUUUAGUGUCAUAGCGGGUGCGCUCACUGCACUCACCAGCGAACCCAACUUGCUAGUCAUGAUCACCGGCAACCUCUCAGUAGUACAGGUGGUUCUCCAGCUAUUGUUCAUCGCAGACAUUGCCCGGCGCCGCGUACACCUGCCGGAACACGACCGCAGCAAGCCCGGGCGCCAGAUUGUCACUUUCUUGCUCAUCUGUAAUGUCACCAUGUGGAUCAUCUACACAUUUGAGACACAAAAGGUCAUCGCAAACCCUGUGCAAUUGGACUUCUACGGGUUCCUUGCCUGGUCCAUGGUGCAGCGGGUGACAUUGCCGCUCUGCAUCUUCUAUCGCUUCCACUCGGCUGUCACACUAGCAGAGAUAUGGAAGACCAGCUACAAGCCUCGACUCGACUAAGGCCAACCAAGAGGUUCUGAUCAGCGCAGGAAUAGGACGAGGUAGUUACCUAUCGACAUACUUCAAGACAAACUUAGUGUUUUAGUUUUUGUACAUUUCGAUGAUAAAUAUUCCCCAUUUACCGUUAAUAUCAGGCUCAAUUUUUGAGCGACACUUGUCAUAAAUAACUUUUAUAUUUACGUUACUCGAUAUGUCGCACCCUUGCAUUUUUCAAAAUGGAUCUUUGUUUGACGAUGUGUUUAGGGGCCACUCAAACGUUUGUGGUGUGAAAUUUCUCGUAAGUGUAAGCAAAUACUACUCUCUGUGUACUUAAACUAUACAUUAGAUGUCUACAUUCUUGGUUGUAUUUAUAAACAUUACUUAAUAGGCUGAUUAUUGUAAGAGAUGUGUGGUCUUUAAUGUAAAUAGAUAAUAAUAAAUUAUAUGUGCAUUGUAAUAGAAUUUAUUUAUUUUCAGCAGAUAAUAUUAAAAAAUAAGAUAAGUGAUUCUUUUAUAUAUAUAUAUAUAUCGUCCGAAGAAAAAGAAAGAAUACAAUAUUACGUAGUCGUUGCUCCUUAGAUCCCCGAUAUAUCAAACAUGCCACUGAAAGGUUGUGUCUUGUGUGUAUUGUGACGUAACUUACUGAUAUUACAGUAUUUCUGCACAAGGUCUAGUAGGCCGACAACAAAGUGCUCAACAUUCAUGUGUUAAAGAACCGUACACUUUCUUUUUCUUCAACUCAAGUGUUACUAAUUUUUGAUAUAGAUUGAUUCUGUGUUCAUUAUGUAUAGCUUGUAAAUUACCGUGUUUUAACAUUCUGAUGCAGUAAGAAAGUUUAUACAUUUAAUAUAAUUGUUAAUUUAUGACGUACAAGACACCGCUGACUGUUACGUCGAGUGAGAUAUGUGCAAUGCUUGUGUGAAUGGUUCCUCUGUGCGAAUGAACUUCAUUGUGUGUCUUGAGAAACUAAGCAUCUCAGUCCCAGAUUUAUUUUAUUAUUUAUUCCAUAUUGCGGUUUUAAUACUCUUGCUUUUGUUUCCGUACGGUGCCAAAUGAUUGGUUUUCUUUGAUUCUAUAGAGUUAAGUUUUGUUGUUGACUUUAUUUAUCGUUAUAAUUAGUUAUUUCAGUAUGAGUUUUGUAAUGUUAUCCAUAUCUAUAGAACACCAAAUGAGUUUCCCAGACAUUUCACUGGAUUUGCUGGAAUGCAAGUUACAACCAAAGAUAGUAGUAUCCUGUACGUUUAUUGAGGUAAUUUGAAGUUACGAAAUAGUUAUUUAUUUUUGUUUUGACUCUUUUUGUUCAGUAGAUCACUCCUAGUCUCGUAUGUAAUUGGAGACAACUUUGGGGUCCAAGUGUUGCAAUUAUUUUUUAAACUUCACUGAAAAGGACUGUCAAUAAAAGUCUGUUUAUUAUAAAAUAAUUUAUUACUACUCUAUGUUAUACUUUUAAUUUAUAAAAUAAAUUCACUUAGUUUUAUUAUGUAGAUAUACGUUAUAGUUUUGUAGUCAGUGUCCAAUAACACGGGUUUAUACAAUUGAUGAAGGAAGAAAAACAUAAAGCACACAACACUUUCACGAUGAUCCACUAGGCCUACCCGGAGGUAAUAUUUUUGUAGUUCAUACUUGAUAAAAAAAAACCAACUUUUUAUCUGUUUAACAGGACAUUUUGAGAAAUUCUUUACAUUAAGACAAAGACUGAGAAACAUAUUUUAUUAUAGACAAAUAAAAUAAAUCGACAUGCCACUUUCUGUAAGUUAUUUACCUCCAUUAUAAAUAAAUUAUGUUUCACAAUGAACAUCAAACAUUGUAAUAGCAUAAUAUUGGUAUCACUGCAUGUAUUUCAUCGUUCAAGCUCAUUCCCAAUUGUGUUUGAAAUAUUACAAGGUUUGUCCGGAAAAUAUCCGACCUCGUAGUGCGGUCUGAAGAUGAGUUACUUCGCAGUGUUAACUUUAUAUCACUCAUCUUCACAAGCACCAAUCUUCAUCAGGAUUCCACACCUUCUAAAACCAUUCCAUCUACAUUGUCAAUUAUUUUCUUGUGGGAGUUUUGAGGUUAGGAAGAGCCAAGUCAUAAGAAAAUAUACUGUAGAAAAACUUGAUCUGUUUUGUAUCCAUUUCCAUUCAGAAAUAUUGGAUGAGAAUAACUUGUAUGGUGUAUCAUCAUGAUGGUGGUGGAGGAUUUAUUCAUGAUUUCACCACAUACUUACUUUGUUAUGCUCUGUCUGGACUAAUUAGUAAAUCUUCAUGCUCAACAAUUCCACAAAAAAGGUUUUAAAUGUUCUAUUUAUAAUUCCUGUAAUGUAAAUUAACUUCUUCACUAAAAUCCGGUUUAAAAUCACCUAAGCCAUCCUUUUAUUUAGUUUUUUUAAAUAAAGGCUUACUAUAUCAUAUUGAGAUUCUUUGGAUGAACAAUAAACAAUUUUUUGUAGAGGCUAAAACCAAUUCUUGGAUUAACAUAUUCUAUCACAGCGGUAUGUACACUUAUAUGCAGGUUCACUAAGCGAAAUAAUGAGGAAACAGAGCUAACAGCGGAGGUCUGACCACGUGGAGGAGGUAAUACAAAAUAUUCCUCUUGUACCAUGAAUACCUGUCUGGGGCCUUAAAUGCUCAAAAAAAUAUAGCUGGGGGUCAGAUACUUUCCGGAUAAACUUUUUUAAAGUUUACUUAAUAGCUAUAUAACAUUACAGACACUGGUAAAAAGGCAUUUAUAUCAAUAUUACCCCUUAACAGUAACUAACCUAAGACAGCUAUCUUCAUAAAAGGUUUAUGAAAUGUACAAUAUUUAUAAAUUAGUUGUUAUUUAUUUAUUACUAUACAUUUUUGUAAUAAUUUUGUACCAUCAUUUAUAUGAUGGCAAAAAUAUGUAUUUUAAAAUGUUUAAAAAAAAUAUUUAUUUUAUCUGCUCAUUCGUUUAUAAAAAAGUUGUUAUUAAGUACUUGGUUUCCACUGAUUAAUAACCAGUAAGCAAUCUAAAUUGAUUUAACUGCUAAAACUAAGAAGCUGAUAGGCAUUUACUUGAAAAACUGCCACUGCCAACAUAUGUUUCACAGCAUAUUGUACAAAUCUUACAUUCGUGUCAUUUACAAAAUAUUUUAUGAUAGUCCAGUAACAGUAACGUAAACUUUAUGUACAUACUGAACUGUGUAGAUACAUAUUGAAUUAGCUUUAAUAUAUCUUUGAUACUUUUAUUAAUUUGAUUAACUUAAGUAUAUAGUAAUUGUUAUUAAAAAGUAUUAAUAAUAAGUGUUUUUAACUUAAUCCGUUCCUGUUCAUUUGGACUUGGUAGCCGUUGGCUGAACGUAGGCGGGAGGGGCAAGGCUACGAUCAACUGUGUGUGUGAUCAACGACCGAGCUAAAGUCAACUUAUAUCAUGAACACAUUGUAAACCUUCCUUGUCUGUGCUUUGCAUUUCAGUGUAAAUAUGUUUGCAGUGAAAAUAAAUUAGUUUUUGUUAAAA
This is a messenger RNA of Homalodisca vitripennis (glassy-winged sharpshooter), 7350 nucleotides long. Its product is annotated as proton channel OtopLc-like. NCBI's taxonomy places the organism in Eukaryota, Metazoa, Arthropoda, Insecta, Hemiptera, Cicadellidae. The record is from RefSeq and is a predicted model, not a curated record. Gene Ontology annotation, molecular function: proton channel activity. Gene Ontology annotation, cellular component: membrane. The coding region runs from base 1291 to 3915 and encodes 874 amino acids. The transcript has 15 exons. Gene Ontology annotation, biological process: proton transmembrane transport.